AUGGAUAAAUCCCUACCUGAGAAGCCUUUACCGGUAGCUCCCAAUGUCGCUCCUCUUCCAGCAUACACCGUCGGAGGACCCUCAAUACCUGGCUUCCAGACGCGCUUCGCCUCUCUAUCUCUCCAUAUGGAAGACAGACUACGCUUCCUGCGAUUCCCUCCAGACGUUGUGAAUACCUGCCGUCAGACCAUCGUGACGACAUGGAAGCGAGGUAUUCAAGGCGAGCGCGUUUACGCCGGAUCUUACGAGUUCAAAACGAUGGGUCACCCGUGGCGCGGGGCUGGCGAUGAAGCUAUGGAAGCAAGAAGAUUAGUGUGCGCACUUCUGGGUACGCUGCAUACGAUGGGCUGGGUAUUGACGCUCAAUACCGACGUGAGCAAGAGCGUCAGGGAUAAGGAUACUCUGCUCUUCAGGCAUCAAAUCCCGGCGCCAGCGGAGUGUGAAUGGGGUUGCGUUGCUUUCUCGAAGACAGAUCGGAUUCGCUUCAUUGAUCUACCACCUGAGAUUUGCGGGGCUGUAGCUUCCAAGAUCGACCAGUCUUGGGUGAAAGAGCAAUCCAUCUACAUGCAAGGCGUGUAUGAAAUCAGACUUCAUGGCUCACCCUGGUACUCAAAUGGGACGGAUACGAUGAAGGUGCGAGAGUUGUUGCUUGUGCUUUUGGAAACUCUAGAGGAGGAGGGUUGGACGGUUUACGCAAGUAUUGAUCAGAAAAACGGCACUGAAAACACUACCGAAACUGAUACUUGGCACUGCAGCAAACCGAAAGGUUGGGUCAAGGGUACACCAGUAUACCACAGUUGA
This is a messenger RNA of Lindgomyces ingoldianus, 801 nucleotides long. RefSeq lists its product as uncharacterized. The coding region runs from base 1 to 801 and encodes 266 amino acids. The record is from RefSeq and is a predicted model, not a curated record. Lineage: Eukaryota; Fungi; Ascomycota; Dothideomycetes; Pleosporales; Lindgomycetaceae. The transcript is spliced from 3 exons.